UGUGCUGCUCCUCUGGUCGGGAUCAUGCCGAAAGCGAAGCGGGCGAGAGGCUCUGGUGCUGCAGCGAACGUUCCGCUGGCCGAGCAGAUCGCCCAGGGCGACUCGGUGAAGCCCGUGACGCGGGUGAAGCGGCGGGGCAAAGCGGGGCAACAUGGCGGGGGCGAAGAGGACGAGUACGUGGAUGAGAAGCUCUCGCGCAGGAUCCUGGAACAGGCUCGGAUCCAGCAGGAGGAGCUGGAGGCCGAGCACGGCGCGGGCAGAAGAGACGAGCCCAAGGCGAAGAAGACGACCGUGCUGGGACCUGCCUCAAAGGAUGGAGAUUCAGAUACAGAGGAUGAGGAGUGGCCAUCACUGGAGAAAGCUGCUGCCAUGGAGAAAAGAGAGUAUUGUGAGGAGAUGACUGUGAAUGCAGAGGAUGAAAAGGCCAUUGAGAUGUUCAUGAACAAGAAUCCACCACUAAGGCGCACCUUGGCAGAUAUUAUCAUGGAGAAGAUCACAGAGAAACAGACAGAGGUGGAGACCGUGAUGUCAGAAAUAUCUGGUCGACCAAUGCCACAGCUUAAUCCUCGUGUCCUAGAGGUCUACAAGGGUGUCAGAGAAGUGCUGUCAAAAUACAGGAGUGGAAAACUGCCCAAAGCCUUCAAGAUCAUCCCAGCCCUGUCCAACUGGGAGCAGAUCCUUUAUAUCACAGAGCCAGAAACGUGGACUGCAGCUGCCAUGUACCAGGCAACAAGAAUCUUUUCAUCUAACCUCAAAGAGCGGAUGGCUCAGAGAUUCUACAACCUGGUGCUUCUCCCCCGAGUCAGAGAUGACAUUGCUGAAUAUAAGCGCCUCAAUUUCCAUCUUUAUAUGGCCUUGAAGAAGGCCUUGUUUAAGCCUGGAGCUUGGUUCAAAGGGAUCCUCAUCCCCUUGUGCGAGUCGGGAACAUGCACGCUGCGGGAAGCCGUCAUUGUGGGCAGCAUCCUCACCAAGUGCUCCAUCCCUGUCCUUCAUUCUGGGGCUGCUAUGCUCAAGAUUGCUGAGAUGGAGUACAGCGGGGCCAACAGCAUCUUCCUCCGACUGCUCAUUGACAAGAAGUACGCCUUGCCUUUCCGUGUCGUGGACGCCCUGGUCUUUCACUUCCUGGCCUUCCGGACUGACCGGCGCACCCUGCCCGUCCUGUGGCACCAGUGCCUCUUGACCUUUGCCCAGCGCUACAAGGAGGACCUGUCCUCAGAGCAGAAGGAAGCCCUCUUGGAGCUGCUCAAGUUCCACAGCCAUGCUCACAUUUCUCCAGAGAUCCGCCGGGAGCUUGUGAACUCCAAGUGUCGGGAUGCGGAGGGGGUGCAGCCAGCAGCCAUGGACUGAACGAAAGUUGGGAAGGAAGGCUGCCUUAGCCUGGGCCCUUCGGUUGCUGUGAUUUUGCUUCUGGUGGGACUCCUGGAGUCAAAGGCGGCAGCUGCUCUAAUCCUGAGCCUACUGCAGCACAGUGUAAAAUGAAUGGGGUUUGUCCCCACCCCAUGA
Elgaria multicarinata webbii is the source of this 1503-nucleotide messenger RNA. It is a transcript of the gene BYSL, whose product is annotated as bystin like. The record is from RefSeq and is a predicted model, not a curated record. Gene Ontology annotation, biological process: rRNA processing. The transcript is spliced from 7 exons. Gene Ontology annotation, cellular component: cytoplasm; nucleolus; preribosome, small subunit precursor. Gene Ontology annotation, molecular function: snoRNA binding. Lineage: Eukaryota; Metazoa; Chordata; Lepidosauria; Squamata; Anguidae. The coding region runs from base 25 to 1347 and encodes 440 amino acids.